AGGCACCCACUUUCACCCAUGGGCCGUGUCCCAUAGCCCUUUCCAGUUUUGAGUUGCUCAGUUUUGAUGCGUAGAUAGAAAGAGAAGUGAAAUCGCGAUAUUUAUGUUGUGAAUUGUAGUUUUUGGAGCCCUACCCUAUGAGCCUACCUACACCCUACAUUUAGCACAAAUAUUUAUUGUCACUCUUCGUGUUCGUUUUCCCUCAAGUUGAAGUUCCUCUGAUACUUUUGGGAGUUUUGUUUCAAUAGUCGAGGAUGACACGGUAGUAGUAGAGACGUUGUUGGGGAGAUAAUGCAAGCGGACAGCGGAACUAAUGGUCAAGGGACUGACGGGCCACCCAACAGCGGGCAGCCUGCUCCCGGCGAAGGUGUUCCUGUUGGGCAGUCACCGUUUUCGUGGCAUCGAAUCGCGCAGUUGCAGCAGCUUGCGGGUACAAAUGUUUUCUCGUCGCCUCAAGUGCCCGUUGCAGGAGCUGGAAUUGCGCCAAUUUCGGGCUCCUACCCGAUAUACAAUGCCGCUGGACAACCGAUUCCCCAGCAGGUAGUUGGACCGCCGUGCACCCAGCGCUGCGCUACUUUUUCUGCAUAUCCUGUGCCACUAUGCUACAGCGUCGCUCCGUCGCAGCAAGUAGGGCUCCAGGCGCCGCAGCCAUUGUUGGGCCCGGGAGGUAUUGCUGGCGCGCAGAACAGAGUGGUGGUUGGGCGAUCGCCAUCGGCUUCGAGCCAAUCUAUACCACUCAGCACAAACAACGGCCGCAGAGGCGGUUCAGCCGCGUCUCCUCCACGCAGUUCUACAGCGCAAGUUACUGAAGUUGUUUUAUCGGAUUUGGUUUUAUCCGCCGCUGCGUCUUCUUCGGGGUCUUCGGAAAGAGCAGCAGCCCGCUCCACUGCGCCGGACGGAAAUACGCAGAGUUUUCUAUCGAAGCAUCCGACGCCCAGUGCGUCACCGGAGCAGCAAAUGGCGCGAAAUAAGAGCGUCUCGAGCGGCAGUCCAGACAGUGUAAAGGCAUCGCCUUCAUGCAAGUCUCCGCAUGCGGGCCUUCCAUCACUCGCAAAUGCGGCCACGAUGGCCGAUACGCGUGCGGCCGAACGCGGUGGGGUGCAGGUGUGGCCCGAGAUCCUCUUUAGGAAGAGCAAGGACGACCCGGACCCUGCAAGUGUGAUGUGGAACGAAGCGGCGGCGCCUACUACAACGGGAGAGGCCUUGGACCAUCAUUAAGGCUACCGCUCAAGCAUCCUCCCACAUGGUGGUUCUUGGCCCUUUUUCUACCGGAAAGAGGAACCUCCAAGAACGCAUUCAGGGAUGCAAACCGAACGCGAUAGCUCUAACAUCAGGUGUCGCUAGACCGAGCAUUUGCAAAUUUAGAGAGCUUCGUGCUACGCGGGGAUGGCGUGGAAGAGGCGAUGGAUAAGGCGAUGUUUACAAAAUCGCCUGCACACACAUUCGACAACUUGGCAGCCGCCGGUCAAGGACCUACGGACGCGCAGGAUUCUAGUGCGCGAGGAUCAGGAUCCGCUCGACCCGAUGACGCAGGGAAGACCUCACCGCAACAACAGAAAUCUGCGACUGCUCAAUCGCCUGGCGAACAAAUCUCUUCCCCAUCACGAGCAUCCGGUCAUACGGUCCGUUUUAGCAUAGAUGCCAAAGGGGGUGCUGACUUAAAACAGGAAGCGAGAGAAGCACGAGCUGCAUUCGCGGACUUGUUGGACAAUCAAAGUGACAGCGACAGUGAAUCAGACAAAGACCCCGAUGCGCUAGAGGCAGAGUUAGCCGACAACCCAUUGUUGUUCGAUUUUACCAAAGAAGCCGGAAGACCACGGUCUUCUGGAACUGCCGCUCGUAACGCCACAGGUGGCGUGAUAGCAGAAGACGCAAGCGACGUAAACGCAAGACCCGCAGAUGCUGCGUCACCAAAGUCCAGGCGCGCAAGGCGUGGCAGCAGAGACGAAGCAAGAAAAAAGCAGGCCGAGGAGGGCGGUGGGAGCAGCUCCUCGACGCGUAGCGCUGUUUACGAAGGGCAGUUUAACGCCGCAGGCAAGAAGCACGGCGUUGGGCGGUUGCGUCUGGCGCAGAACACAUAUAUUUACGAGGGAAUCUGGGUCGAUGGUAAGCGGCACGGACGCGGGGUGUUGCGCAGUCUGAAAGAUCUGACCAAGUCCCGCGAGUGUCUCUAUUAUCGCGGUGAGAAACGGGAUCUGCAUGCUCAGAAUAACCUCUCUCCUGGCGAGGACUACACAACAGAAAAGCCGCUCUUGGCGCCCUCUGGCGACGUAGCUGCCCCUUCCGGGUCGCAGGAUGCGAUUGCCGCGAGCUCUUCCCCACUGGCUUCAAGUCGUGCUAGCUUGUCGCUUUCGCCAACAUCCAACGAAGACGGCGCUUCAGCCCCCGCUCGUGGUCCGCGCAAUAGCGGCGGGAGCCGCGGAGCUGUUGUUGUUGGCCAAAACUUUCAUUUUGGUAAGAAAGUUUUACUCGAUGACGGUGCGGUGUACGUCGGUGAAUGGCUUGAUGGUAAAAUGCACGGAAAUGGUGUUCUCUUGGAAAAAGACGGAAUCACGCGAUACGCUGGCCGCUUCGAGAACGAUCUGCGUCACGGAGAAGGCCAACAAGUUUGGGCUUACGGAAAUGAGUACAGCGGUCAGUGGCGGUUAGGAAAGACGCAUGGAGUAGGGAAAGAAAAGUAUCCCGACGGCUCCUGGUACCACGGUCAAUACGAAGACGAUCGGCGACAAGGAGAGGGUGAGUACAGGUGGGCAGAGGGCCAAUACUACUCGGGGCAGUGGAGAUUUGGGAAAACGGUACCUGUCUUUGCACUGCAGCAUUCGGAUCUUUUGCCCUAAACGUCUACUUUUUGAAGAACUGCAGUAAUAUCAUUUUGUUCUUUUGAACGAUAGUACGUUGAAUUAUGAUGAGUUUUCUCUGGGGAUUUUUUUUGAAAUCUUCCAUCCUCCAUCCUACAACUCGGUGACAAUUCAUUGGAAUGGUUGUAAGAAGUACUUCUAAACUGACUUAAUCUAGUAUAUCACAAUCAAUCUACUUCUCUCCAACUCGCUCAGCACGGAGAAGGCCGGAAAGUGUAUCAGGACAGAGGAUAUUACGAAGGCGCAUGGAGAGAAGACUUGAGACACGGACGUGGCGUAUAUGUAUGGCCAGAUGGGCGAAAGUAUGACGGUCAAUGGAAGGACGGACGCAAGCAUGGCCUGGGAGCAGAGUCAUUGCCGAAUGGUGCAAAGUAUGAAGGUACUGCUUUUUUUCGAAAACCACUGCAUCAUUGACCACAUAACUCCAUUCUAAUGCAUGUGGGCUUACUUAUAGACUUCUAGUUCUAUUCUAGUGUAUGUUUCUGAUUAGUUCUGUUCAAGAGAAUUCCUUGCUUGCAUGAAUGUGAAAUUGAUUGCAGGAAACUGGAAAGACGAUCGUAGGCAUGGCAAGGGUGUCCACCACUUCGUUGGUGGCGAGUGCUACGACGGCGACUGGCUCGAAGGGAAGAAGCAUGGGCGUGCCAAAGAAGUCUAUGGCGAGAGGGAAUUUUUUGAAGGACAGUGGCACUCUGACAUGCGCCACGGCUAUGGAAAAUACGAGUGGGAGGACGGCCGAAAAUACAUUGGCGAAUGGCGGUUUGGUAAGAAGCAUGGCGCAGGUGUAGAAACCUACCCGAACGGCUCAGUCUACGAUGGACAGUGGCUUAACAGCAUGCGCAAUGGCAUUGGACAUCACACUUGGCCGAACGGAUCCGUCUAUUUAGGUACUGAGAACAAAUGACGCAAGCUGCUAUUUUUUAUAGUAUCGAAAACUAGGGUUAGGGUGUCUUUCUUUACCAAUAAGGAAGAAACAUGUCAAUUCACAACAUCUGAGCGAGCUCAUCAUUUUCGUUUCAUGGUGCUGCCGCUAUACGACUACAUCAGGCCAAUGGCGCGACGGCAAAAAGCACGGCUUUGGAAAGUACACUUUUGUGAGUGGCGAGAUCUACGACGGAGAGUGGCGCGAGGACAAGCGGCACGGCCGUGGUCGCAAUAUCUAUGCCACAGGCGAGAUCUAUAACGGGCAGUGGCACGGCGAUCAGAAACAGGGGUAUGCAAGCGAAACCUACCCGGAAGGCGGCGUCUACGAAGGCCAAUGGAAAAACAACAAGCGAAGCGGAGAGGGGCGGUACUUGUGGACUGACGGGCGCGAAUAUAUUGGGCAGUGGAAAGACGGAGGUAUCCACGGCUACGGCUGCAACAAGUUUACCAACGGCAUUUUGUAUCGCGGCCAGUGGGAGAAUGGCAUAUCGCAGGGCUUUGGCAAGGAGAGGUAUCCUGGUGGCGGUGAGUACGAAGGGCAAUGGUUGAACAAUCGCCGCCACGGAUUCGGCGUCUACACGGGCGGCGAUGGUCGCGUGUUUGAAGGCACGUGGGUCGAUGGAGAGCGGGCCGAUCGCCGGAGGGUCGCAAACGUUGCAGGGGCGCAAGCGUGAUAGAGCUGCCUCGUGAACAAUGAAUGUCUAGUUGAGAUCAACUGCUACUCCUCCCUGCCUACUAAUAAUUUACUUGUUUCUUGUUGAUGUUCUUGUUGUUCUUCUUCGCUUUCUGAGGGUUUUAUACGGCAGAUCAUCAUAAGCAGGUGUCAUGCCUGCCACGCCAUGGGCCAGCUGUCUCAGAAGGCCCUGAUAAAUCAAAUUCGCUCGCCUCCCUUGGUUUUAUUCGAUGUGAUUUUUGUUCUCUUUUCUCAUCAUACAGCACCAGAUUAAGUUGGUGGGUGUGCCACCAUUGACCAUGGCGGAAAGUUUCUAUCAGUAUUAAUACACUGGCAAGGCAGCCUGCCGCUUUGCUCUCGGGACGUCGAAUGCGUUAUAUAACCGGUGUUCGAGAAAAUCGCUAUAA
Amoebophrya sp. A25 is the source of this 4859-nucleotide messenger RNA. The record is from the annotation of a GenBank genome assembly. Lineage: Eukaryota; Dinophyceae; Syndiniales; Amoebophryaceae.